AUGCCUGCCGUUAUAGUUGAGCCUGUUCCUGCUAGCGGAGCCUCCCAAAACGGUCAUCAUGAUCACCUGGAUGCCGAAACGCUAGGGCUAGACCCCAGCUUCACCACGGGCUACCCAACACAGUCCCUGUCUUUCCUCAGAGGCAUGAAAGGAGUUGAUUCGAGCAGUGAAACUGCCUCUCAGCCACCUCAAGCCAGACUUAAACUGAACAUUGUCAUUGUCGGCGCCGGGCUGGGUGGGCUUGCCACCUCCAUUGCCCUGGCACGAAGGGGACAUUCUGUUAUUGUUCUUGAACAAGCCCCGAAGCUUGGGGAAGUCGGCGCCGGAAUCCAAAUCCCACCCAACUCGGGUCGUCUUCUGCGCCGCUGGGGCGUUUUUGCCCAUGCCGAAAAGCUAUUUGUUGAGCCGAGUUGCAUCAACUUCCGCCGCUGGCAAGAUGGCAACCUGAUCGGGUACACGGACCUCGACGAGUUUGACUCUUCGUUCGGGGCUCCGUACUGCGUGGCCCACCGAGCACACCUCCACGAGGCCCUGCACGCCCGUGCUCUCGAGCUUGGCGUCAAGGUGAGGCUGAACAGCUUCGUUGCCGCCUACAAGCCUGAUGAUGCGGCCAUUGAGUUGUCGAAUGGCGAGGUGGUCAAGGGAGAUUUAAUUGUUGCUGCAGAUGGAAUCAAGUCAAUUGCUAGAGACACAUUGCAGCCAGCACAGGCCGACAGCUCAAACUUUACGGGGUUUGCAGCCUACCGUGCCACAGUGGACGCUGAAAAAAUCAAGUCAGAUCCUGAGAUUGCGUGGAUUUUGGAGAAACCAUCACUGAACAUCUGGAUCGGCGAAAACCGGCACGUCAUGUCUUACACGAUUUCUGCAGGAAAAUCUUUUAACAUGGUGCUCUCACAUGUCGACCACUCAGACCCAUCCACAUGGAAAGCUGAUACUGCAGUGGCGGAUGUCAACAGGGAGUUUGCAGGAUGGGACCCACGCCUCACCAAGAUCAUCUCCCUGAUUACAUCCUGCAUUAAAUGGCCACUCAGGAGCGGCAGGAAACUCAAGUCGUGGGUCAGCCCCAGCUCGCGGCUCGUCAUCCUCGGCGACGCCGCGCACGCCAUGGUGCCAUACAUGUCCCAGGGUGCCGCCAUGGCGGUGGAAGACGGUGCGGCUCUUGCCGUCGCGCUCAACAACGCCGCGUCGCUCGAGGACCUGCCAGCGGCACUCGGCAUGUUUGAGGACGAGCGCAUCAAACGCAGCGGCGCCAUGCAGGAGGCCAGCAUGGUCAACGGUCUCAUCUGGCACUUCCCAGAUGGCCCCGAACAGGAGGCUAGGGACAAGGCUAUGAGGGCCGAAGUCGAGGGCCGCCCAUUCACCAGGAGCGCAAACCAGUGGAGCGACCCAGUCACCCAGUGGUGGGCCUAUGGGUAUGACGCCGAGGAGGCUAUGCAGAGAAGGUUCAAGGGGGCUGCGUUGGCUCACGUUUGA
Messenger RNA from Pyricularia grisea, 1473 nucleotides. RefSeq lists its product as uncharacterized. Gene Ontology annotation, biological process: secondary metabolite biosynthetic process. The transcript is spliced from 5 exons. The coding region runs from base 1 to 1473 and encodes 490 amino acids. Gene Ontology annotation, molecular function: FAD binding; monooxygenase activity. Lineage: Eukaryota; Fungi; Ascomycota; Sordariomycetes; Magnaporthales; Pyriculariaceae. The record is from RefSeq and is a predicted model, not a curated record.